CGCCAUUUCCUGAAAGAGAAGGAAGAAGGAAGGCCGAAGCGAUGAAGAACUGCACAAGGAAGUCGUGGCGCCGACGACAGAAAGAGGGUGCUCUGAGCCCGGGAAAGCCAAAGCGAUCCUUGAUCGCUGCGUGAACUUUGGCGUGCCGCCGGAGGCCAGCGGGAGGGGAGACCUUCCCAGCUCUCGCUGCCUCGGCGAUACUGGAUUACAAGCGCUGGGCAGAGAGAGAAGGGACAGCCCAGCGUUUGGUAUGGUUCCUGAAUCUUCCACAUCAGGCUGCUUUCCUUGCAGUUCGCCUGCGUGCUUGUGCAGAGGGCUCUAGCAGCAAGCGUUGCAGUCUCUGGAGGGAGACCCUUGGUUAAGCAUAGCUUUGGGUCCCCCUCCCCUUCUUCGUUUUGCCAUCCGCCCCUUCUUCUUCCUCCCCCUCCUUCUCCUCUUUUUGGGGCGAGUAUUUGUGUGUUUUGUUGUAAAGCGAGGAGAGGCAACCGGGUUGGAGGUGUCGGAGAGGAUGGUGAAGAUGAUGAUGUGGAAGAGAUGGAGAUGAAGCAGAAUAUGCGGAUUCGGGGACUCCUGUUGCUGCUGCCGCCACUAUGGGCUUUGCUUCUCCGGGACAUCGCGGCUGUAACAGAGAAGGGAGGUUGCUUUCUUCUAGGCACAAAAGGUACUGGAAUGCCAAUCAAACUGAAGGUGUCCCAGGGGCAGCCUGUGAAACUGAACUGCAGCCUCGAAGGAAUGGAAGACCCAGAGAUGCUAUGGAUCAAGGAUGGAGCUGUGGUCCAGAGUGUGGACCAGGUGUACAUUCCAGUAGAUGAAGAGCACUGGAUUGGUUUCCUCAGCUUGAAGUCUGUAGAUCGAGCAGACUCGGGAAAGUACUGGUGCCAGAUUGAGACCAAGGACAAGAAGAAGGAAUCACAACAAGUGUGGCUCAUUGUGGAAGGUGUUCCCUACUUCACUAUUGAGCCUGAAGAUCUGUCUGUAGUACCUAAUACUCCCUUUCAUAUGGCCUGUGCUGCAGUUGGUCCACCUGAGCCAGUUACAAUUGUCUGGUGGAUGGGGGAUUCCAGAGUUGGGCUUCCUGACAUCUCCCCCUCAAUCCUCAAUGUGUCAGGUAUUAAUCAAAGCACAGUUUUCUCCUGUGAAGCCCACAACAUAAAGGGACUGUCUUCAUCUCGGACAGCCACUGUGCAAAUUAAAGCUGUCCCCUUUCCACCUCUCAACGUGACGGUAACCCAAAUCACCAGCAACAAUGCCAGUGUCACUUGGGUGCCUGGAUUUGAUGGCCUUUCCCCACUUCGUUCUUGUACAGUUCAGGUGGCUGAGCCACAAGAAGAAGAGCAGAUUUCCAUAGGAGUGGUUCCUGUCCCAUCCUUUUCCUGUGGUUUACCUGGAUUAAAGCACUCCACCAAUUAUAGUGCCCGGGUCCAAUGUACAAAUGAAAUAGGAAGCUCGUCUUUUACAGACUGGGUCUAUUUUCAGACCUUGGGUUUAGCUCCAAAUAGUACUCCACAAAAUGUACAUGCCAUCCAGAAAGAUUCUUGCUUGAUUUUGGAAUGGGAAACAGUGGCUUCAGAAAUGCUUGGAGAUUAUAUCAUGGGAUACAAGUUGGUAUGGAUUCAAGAUAACAUAACUCAGGGGGAGAUGGUAGUGCAGGAGACAAGUGCCAACCUUACUGUGUGGAAUCCCCUAAAAGACCUUAUCAUAAGAGUGUGCAUGUUCAACCUGGCUGGUUGUGGACCUUGGAGUGAGCCCUUACUGGUUACAGCCCAAGAUUUAAUAGGAGGACAGAGGCAGGCCCCUUAUGGUACAUCCUGGGUCCCUGUGGUUCUAGGAAUUCUUACUGCACUCGUUACAGCUGUUUCGUUGGCACUAAUCCUCCUACGGAAAAGAAGAAAAGAAACUCGUUUUGGUCAUGCUUUUGGCAGCGUGGUGGGAGGGGAUCCUGUGGUCCACUUCAGAGCAGUGAGAUCUUUCAACAGAGAAGGCCCAGAGCUUAUCGAAGCAACAUUGGAUAGUAUAGGAAUCAGUGAUGACUUGAAGACCAAACUGAAGGACGUCUUGAUCCAGGAGCAGCAGUUUACUUUGGGGAGAAUGCUAGGCAAGGGGGAAUUUGGGUCUGUAAGAGAAGGUCAGUUGAAACUGCCCAAUGGCUCUCUCCAGAAGGUUGCAGUGAAAAUGCUGAAAGCGGACAUAUUCACUUCAAGUGACAUUGAGGAAUUUCUGAAGGAAGCUGCCUGCAUGAAGGAGUUUAACCAUCCCCAUGUGACUAAACUGAUUGGAGUCAGCUUGCGCAAUCGGCCAAAAGGCCGGCUUCCGAUCCCGAUGGUUAUCCUGCCCUUCAUGAAGCACGGAGACCUUCACUCUUUUCUACUGAUGUCCAGAAUUGGAGAUAAUCCUUUUAACCUGCCUCUUCAGACGCUUUUAAAGUUUAUGAUCGAUAUUGCUAGUGGCAUGGAGUACCUGAGCUUCAAAAACUUUAUUCACAGAGACUUAGCUGCUCGGAACUGCAUGCUGGAUGAAAACAUGAAUGUGUGUGUUGCUGAUUUUGGCCUCUCGAAGAAAAUCUACAGUGGAGACUAUUACCGUCAGGGCUGUGCCUCUAAGCUGCCAGUGAAGUGGCUUGCACUAGAAAGCCUGGCGGACAAUCUCUACACAACUCACAGUGAUGUGUGGGCAUUUGGUGUGACUAUGUGGGAAAUUGUGACUCGAGGGCAAACUCCUUAUGCAGGCAUUGAGAAUGCAGAAAUUUACAACUACCUCAUCAGUGGAAACAGACUGAAACAACCACCAGAGUGCCUGGAAGAUGUCUACGAUCUCAUGUGCAGAUGUUGGCAUUCAGAACCCAAGCUACGCCCAAGCUUUGGAGCCCUGAAAUUACAACUGGAAAUGAUCCUGGCCAGACUGACGUUGCUCUCUUCCAGUCAGGAUCCUCUGUAUGUCAACAUCAGGAAGCCACAAGAAGCUUCUAGGAAUUUCCCAACAACUGACUGUCCCUUUGGAACCUUGGACAGUGAAGUGAACAUUGCAGGAGCAGCUGCUGCUGUCACUAGUGACUAUCGUUACAUCUUGAGCCCCUUGUGCCUUGGGAAUGAUGCCGAAAGAGAGGGACACCCAGAUGCAUCAGAAGGGGAGGCCAGGAGCCUUCUUUAUGGUUUGGAGAUGGGAUCAAAACCAUGUUAGUCUGAAAGAAAAAAAUGACAUUCUUCUCUUCUCCAAUAAGAUUUUUUUUCCCUCUGUGAUCACAUGCCACUGCUUAUACAAACAGUUGUAGGCCACUUUGAAGCAGUGUAGGUUCCUAUCAUUGGCUCCUUCUGUAGUCAGUAUUCUGUUUCUUGUAGGUCACCCUCCCCUUCCCAAACUCUGGGCAAACAAGAUUGGGGCCAGCAUAUCUGGACAUUAUUAUUUGGCAGGUAUUCAUAUUGAUUUGUAGUCUCCUUCAGGGCAUGAGGAGGGGAAAGCCUCCUUUAGCAGUACUGCCUAGACCUCUUGUCUACCUCAGUGGUUCUCAAACAAUGGGAUCUAUAUGGCUGCUUCUGUGCAGUGAAGAAACAUUCUGCCCUUUUCUUAAAGUGGUGUUCUGUAGACAAGCAUAGGCAUCCCUCAAGCCUUACUAAGCAGCUGAACAACAAAAUUCCAGCUGUCCAACACUCCACAGGGCCUGCAUAUUGAAUUUCUGUACUUGAGCUCUGACAUAGAAUCAGUUAUGAUCAAGGUUGCCAUUGAGAGCAAAACGAAGAAGGUGAUAAAUGCAGGUGGACAUUAACCAAGAUUCAAACAUUUUAAGAGAACAGUCCAGACAAAGCUGGCACUGUGUGGAUUCAACAGAUAUUAAAUUAUGCAAAGUUCUAUAUAACAAGACAGGAAAUGCAAAAUGCAUAUACAAAACAGAGGUCUAUAUAGUGAGUGUGUAGGAGGCAGCACUUUCAUGAAAAACAGAUUUCCCCCCCUUUUUUUGGGAGGGGGGGUCCUGUCCUGCUGCCAAAUUUUUCUUUUUAUAGGAAGGAAAUUGGUAAAUUGACAUAAUGAGAAAAAUGCUGAUGAGGUGUCUUCUAUGCGAAGAGAUGGUUUGAGAAUUACUGGCUUACCUGGCAUUCUACACAAGUUCAGCUGCUUUAUAUCAUAGCUUCACCUAUUUGGGGCAACAUUCCAGAGGGAUAUACUCAAGUUUUUUAAGGUCUCAUUUUUCAAUCAACCCAUGUAAUUAAUGGCAAAAGAGAAUAACACAUGCUUUUAAAAAAAAAUGAAUACAUGUGGAAAUCAAUGUUUUUGUACAGCUGUUCCUAACAUAGAAUAUGACACCUUA
Heteronotia binoei (common prickly gecko) is the source of this 4300-nucleotide messenger RNA. RefSeq names its product TYRO3 protein tyrosine kinase (gene TYRO3). The transcript has 19 exons. Gene Ontology annotation, cellular component: signaling receptor complex. The coding region runs from base 535 to 3177 and encodes 880 amino acids. Gene Ontology annotation, biological process: cell migration; multicellular organism development; phagocytosis. Gene Ontology annotation, molecular function: protein binding; transmembrane receptor protein tyrosine kinase activity; ATP binding. NCBI's taxonomy places the organism in Eukaryota, Metazoa, Chordata, Lepidosauria, Squamata, Gekkonidae. The record is from RefSeq and is a predicted model, not a curated record.